This is a messenger RNA of Polychytrium aggregatum, 1113 nucleotides long. RefSeq lists its product as uncharacterized. The record is from RefSeq and is a predicted model, not a curated record. The transcript is spliced from 2 exons. The coding region runs from base 107 to 1084 and encodes 325 amino acids. NCBI's taxonomy places the organism in Eukaryota, Fungi, Chytridiomycota, Chytridiomycetes, Polychytriales.
ACGUCUUUGCGCCGACGACGAAAUCCUCAUCGCCUCCGCUCCUUGGACCAGAUCGUGCUUCACAAAAGACUCUUGCAACCCGGCUCCGCUUCAACCAACGCUCAACAUGGACGAGACACACCGGGCGCCCAAGAGCAGCUGCCACCCAGAGUCAUCGUCGUCCCUGCCGCUUUCGUGGACAGCCGUUUUCUGCGCUUUGCUCUCGUCUUCGUGCUGUGUGAUCCAGCUGGCCCUGAAUGCCCUCUCGUUUUCGUGCGCUGGCUUCUCUGUGUUGACGCCCUAUCGAGCGCACUUUGCCUCCCUGGCUGUGGCCCUCCACACACUGCGGAUGUGGAGCCCGGCCCGUCCGGGUGGACCGGUCGGCUUCAGAUGGCGGUCUCUGGCGCCGCUGGUGCUGUCGGCCCUGCUGAUGGCAUCUCCUGAGGUUGUGGCCUUCUUCAACACCCACGACAUCCAGCCGAUUCGGGGCGGACUGCCCAGCCCGUGGUCGCUGUGGACACCGACGGCCCUGGGUUGGCGGCCGCUCUGGGCUCCAACUCCAACAGAGCCGCAAGCUCGUGUUCAAGUUCAUUCUCCUUUUUCCAUUGCCCCAGAACGUCCGGAAGGAGAUGAUGCAGAAGAGUCGAGAAACCCGGUCUCACCCAAGGGAAAGCGCCACGAAGAGCAACGGAUCCAGCUUCCCGAGUCAAAGCGGCAGCAGAUCUGCUGGAUAUACAAGUUUGCGGUGCAGGGCAUCCAAUGCGAAGGAUGCGCCAACAGACUCAAAACAGGGCUCUAUCAAAAGCUUCAGCGCCGGUCUCGCCAAGCGCUGGACCAAACACUAUCGGCAUCGGCAUCGGCAUCGGCAUCGGCGCUCAUGGAGUCCGUCAGGAUCGAUAUUGAUCAAGUCCGCGUGCUUUUCGCAGAAUCAACGGUCACCGUCCAGACGAGGACAGGCUGGAUCAAGACACCGCCAUCGCAGCUGGAAGAUUCGGAGUGGGAAGAGCGGCUGGACCAGUGGGUCGUUGACGCCGUCGUGGAGGCGACCGCCGAGAUUGAGUUUCGAUAUGUGGUUGCGGCGAUGGGCAAGCUGGGGUGUGCGUGAUGCGAUGGAUCGGUGCUGGAUCGGUGCUG